GCAGAUGGAAACAUCAGACUCAGGACAGAAACUCAUAACCUGUAAAAAAUGGACCAAACUCUAUAUUUAAUUCUUCUCCUCAUUGCUCUCUGCUCCAUAUCUGAAUGUGUUCAGCAUCAGUAUCACUUUAUAAAUGAGAGGAAGACCUGGACUGAUGCUCAGAGAUACUGCAGAGAGAAUUACACAGAUCUGGCCACCGCUGACAACAUGAACGACAUGAACGAGCUGAACGAGCUGAACGAGCUGAACGAGCUGAAGAAGAGCGUGAAUAAUAGACGUGUCUGGAUUGGGCUGCAGAAGACGGGUCGUGAUGAAUGGCACUGGUCUUCAGGUGAACCUGCGCUCGAUCUGAACUGGAGUACUGGAAAACCAGCUGGCAGAGAUGAAUGUGCUGCGAUGUCUAAUGGAGAAUGGCAUGAUUUGGCAUGUAGUGAUAACAGACAUUUCAUCUGCAACAACACAAACGCAGGACUCAUCUUUGUCAAUCAGAGGAUGAACUGGAGAGACGCUCAGAGUUACUGCAGACAGAAUAACACUGAUCUGGUCAGUGUGAGGAACCAGAAUGAGAGUCUACAGGUUCAGAAGAUCAUUAGUGAUAGACAGUUAUCUGGAUCAUGGAUCUGGAUCGGUCUGUUCAGAGUCAGAGACUCGUGGCAGUGGUCAGAUCAGAGUGACUCCUCAUUCAGAUACUGGAGCACUGGUGAACCUAAUAAUCAUGGAGGUGUUGAAAACUGUACAGCUGUCGAACAGAACGCUCAGGGACGAUGGAUUGACGUCUCUUGCACCGAUCAAUAUCCUUUUGUGUGUCAUGAAGAUAAACUGAUUGUGAUCAGAGAGAGUCUGACGUGGUCUGAAGCUCUGAGAUACUGCAGACAGAAUCAUGUGGAUCUGGUCUCGGUUCAUUCAGAAGAGAUUCAGCGUCGUGUGAUGAACGUGGUUAAACUUGCGUCUACUGCGGCGGUGUGGUUGGGUUUACGUUACUCCUGCACCAUGGGUGUCUGGUUCUGGGUGAGUGGAGAGACUGUGUGCUAUCAGAACUGGGCUCCAGGGAACGGCACAUCAGCGGAGGACUGUGAAGACGCAGUGAGAUCUGGAGCAGUUCAGUCUGGAGGAGAUCAGCGCUGGAUCAGCCGUCCUGAACACCACAAACUCAACUUCAUCUGCAGCAGCUAUUAAGAGAGAAAAGAGUAAAAUGCUUGUGUGUUCACUUCCUUUAACUUCAUUUUCAUUUAUUAUUUUGUAAAGUAAUAAUUUUGCAUUUAAUAAUUCCAGGCUCAGCAGGCAGUCGUACCUGCGGGUUAAAAAAGCAGAAAUAUUUUGCUCAAAUGGUUGUUGUGAUUGUUGAUAUAGUUUAAACGUAUUCUUCAAUAAGCUGUAAAUUGUCUAAAUUGUUCAUUUGAAGUUCUGUUGAUCUGCAGGUGGGUGAAUUUCUGUUGAUGUAUCGGUGUGAUUUCGGUGGGUUUGUUUGCUCCAUAUUAAGAGACUCAAGGGCCAGAAAUGUUUACAAACUCUUUCAACAUGUCUUUGUAAUUAUUAACAUCAGAAUUAGAUGUUGAUCUUCCACAUAGCAGAGGGUCUUGGCCCAAAUGUGGCCUCAAGCUGGUACUGCUGGCCUCCUGUCGGCAAUGGCAUGUACCCAUUCAGCCAGAGCUGGGCCGUGUGUGGCAAUGAUGGCACGGCGUGAAUCACGGCAAACAAUAUGAGGGGAGGAGUGUGGCCCAGAUCAGUCCAGUGAUCAUGUGGCCCAAAUCAGGCAGUGACCUGACAGCAUAUUAUGAGACCCAUGAAAAACAAAAUAAAUAAAAUAUGAUAAAAUGAUCACAGGGAUUUUAAUGAAGUGUAGUAUUGUUUAAAUUUAAUCUUUGAAAUGGCAAAUCAAAACAGAACAAAAUAUUAUAAUUUCAAAAUUAAGCAAAUCAGUAAAUCAGUCAACUGCAUUAAACUGCACUUAAUUAUAAUUUGAUUAUAUUUUAUAUUAUUAUUCUCAGAACAAAUACUCUUAGAAUCCUUAGAGAGAGAGAGAUCAUUUAACCAUUAUCAUGUAAUAUUUAUUUGGUUUAUCAUGGGGCACUUAAUUUUAUUAAUACGCUGUCAUGCACAAGCAUUAAAUAAAAUGAUCAAAAGUAUUUUAUUUUUAUUCAAAUCCUCGGUAUCCAUGUGAUGCUUUGUGUGAGGAACAGAUACAAAUUCAAACCAUUCAUCAGCAAUAUGUAUCUCCUUCCUCUGUAGCUAUAGCAACAGUUAAAAAAUUUGCUGUAAGGAAGUUUUGCGGCAGCGAUAUCAAACGCUCAUUGGCUCCAGCCGGUUUUGUCACAGAUUGCGACAUGCCGUGUUUCCGAUGAUGCGUGCGUGCUUUGAAUAAGAAACGCGCGCCCUCACGGAGUGGAUCGAUAGUGUUUUCAGCGCUUAACAACUUUAAUUAUGCCCUGCUCCUCGCACUAAACUAUUAUAUAUGGCUGUAAGAUUCCGAAAUUUUUGGAAUCGAUUCCGAUUCCUGGUUCUGGAAUCGAAUCCUCUGUUGUUUUUGUUUCUUGUUUUAGAUCGAAGGAACCUAAUCUCGCCAUGACUGCAGGAUAUAAAGGUCGUAGAAAGUAUCCUUCUCAUAAUAUGAAGCUUUAUUUGUAAAAAAAUGACAAUAAAUUUCUAUAGCUAUAUGAUUGAUUUUUAAAUUGUAAUUUUGUCUGCUUUGCCCGUGAAAUUAGUCAUAGCUCACUGCUCAGCAGGGACAUGCAUUUAUCGCAUGAAUUGAACAAGACAUGAAGUGUCUAAAAUAAAUAUGCACAGUUCAGCUGAAUGAUGAAGUUUACUUUGACUGUAUGCUUUGGAUAAAAUUAACAAACGGUACAUUGAAACAUAAUAACCAGAACAUUAACAAUAACACUGAUAGAGCUCGUGGUUUAUCUGUCAAUCAGAUGCGCUCUUGGCCACUGAUCUAUGCUCGAGACGUUUUCUUUUAGAAUUAUCAUUGGCUGAUAGAAAUAAAAAAAAUAAAAAUAAAAAAAAGUAUUUUAGAUGGAAAUAAGAUCCUCAAUCACGUCAUGAUCUAUUCUGUCGUGCAGCGCUCAAAAUUGUGGACAACAUAAGUACAACAUAGUAGGCCAAGUAAAACCCCAAGAGACGUGGGAACAAUGUACAAAACGCUUUAUUGGAUUGUCACAGUAAAUCAUUAAAAACACCCAAUGGCAUCAAUGCCACGUGUCGGGUCACAAUAUAAAGCACAAAUGGUAGCCACGGGUACGACGCCAAAUAAAGAAACAACUUAAAAAUACUCACAAAAAAAACGACAGAAACCAACAAAAGACAAGCAUAGGCUGGCCCACGGCAGGAGCAGGCUAGCUGAAGUGAAGAUCCGAUCUGUACACUAGUGCAUCCCAUGCGCACACACACACACACACACAAAGUGAAGCGUGAUUCCAAACAGCACUGCACUCCACCCGAUUAUACCACCACCAGUACUCGAAGCCAGCUAGCCUCCCUGCCUCGGGGCCCGACAGUGCCUAGAAUAGACACAACCCAAAACCUAUUACAUUCAAAUAGAAAGACUUCAACUUUAACCAAAAGGGAAACACAACAUAUAAAGAAACAGUCUCACAAUAGUAUAACCACAUCAAACAAAAAAAGAAAAUAUACAACAGCAGAAUAACACAAUAUUGUAUUUAAAUUAAGCAAAAGAAAUAAUCCAAAACACGCUAAAUAGAAUAGUAACUCUGAAGGCUCACUGAAGCAGUAGCACCUCAAGGUCAGUUCUCCCAGGGCUGCAUGAAAACACUCUACGCAACAUAGGCAGAGUCACGGAUGCAAACAGCAAAAAGCCUGACGAAUCAGGCCUGUCUCAAUAGUGGGACAACUCAAAACCGCUCAGAAUAGGCUUUCGUUAAACAUCAGCCAAACCGGUAUACGGCCGGUAUUUAGCCAUACAACAGAGGGACUUAUCAAAAAAAAGAAGAAGAAAAAACACAAAAGAAAAGAAUACAAAACAACAGAAAAGAAAACAGCAGCGCCGUCCUCCUUCAACACGGAGUGUAAACACUUCCGCGUUCUCCAGCGACUAGCCAACACGGCGUCGGAAAAACCUCAGUGCACUAAAAGAAAGGGGCAAUUACUAAAAAAAGGAUCACUUUUCUUGUGAACAAGAGAAAAUAGAUUGCACCUACCAAAACGAAUCAUGGUGCCACAUGAAUCGUACUAUUGCUCUCAGCUCACAAGCGUAGAAUCCCAUGCAGGAAGACACAGUCACCGAAGAAUUUCACCACUAAAAAGAGUGAAUAAACACCGGAUAACACCACCCGACGCCAACGAACAGCGCGUAAUGCAAGUGAACGCAUACCUGACCUGUAGUGGACAACCUGCAACCCAACGCACAGCAUCAAGUGGCCAUUCAGCGUGCACCUGUACACCCGCACUCCAUAAGGGCAGUCCCAGCCGUGACGCACACCAAGUGGCAUAACUCCAGCCUUAAAUACCCGGAUUCUAAUGUGGGUGAUAAUCACACACCAAUGAGCCAAUGUGACAAGAUUACGUCAACCACCUUGCCACAUCAGUACCGACUCGUUUUCUUUCAGUUUAUUUUCGUGAAUUUAAAUGUGUGCAGCCUUCGUAGGAUGCAGCCUUCCAUUUGAGAGGCUCCCAUAGAUAAGCUUUGUUGAACUGAAUAAAGCUCUGAAUGAGGAGUCGAUUCCUCUUGAUGGAAUCGACCCCUUUGGAAUCCCCCCCUUUUGAAUCGACUCUCGAUUCCCAACGCCUCGGAAUCGAUUCCCAGCUCUACUAUUAUAUCCUGCCAGAGAGGACUGCGACUGCAAUGUAUCAUCAUUUGCACUUCUGUGGUACUGCUCUUUGACAUUUCUGCAAUAAAUUAUUGAUUAAAUGUG
This is a messenger RNA of Onychostoma macrolepis, 4868 nucleotides long. RefSeq names its product C-type mannose receptor 2-like. Bases 49 to 1176 code for a protein of 375 amino acids. The record is from RefSeq and is a predicted model, not a curated record. Lineage: Eukaryota; Metazoa; Chordata; Actinopteri; Cypriniformes; Cyprinidae. The transcript has 5 exons.